Chenopodium quinoa (quinoa) is the source of this 1126-nucleotide messenger RNA. RefSeq names its product 14-3-3 protein 9-like. NCBI's taxonomy places the organism in Eukaryota, Viridiplantae, Streptophyta, Magnoliopsida, Caryophyllales, Amaranthaceae. The transcript is spliced from 5 exons. Gene Ontology annotation, biological process: signal transduction. Gene Ontology annotation, cellular component: cytoplasm. Bases 212 to 949 code for a protein of 245 amino acids. The record is from RefSeq and is a predicted model, not a curated record.
CUAACUUAUCUAGACGUAGACUACUUUCCUAAGAUAAGUAAAUAAUCAAGAUUAUUUUUGUACGAAAAAAUAGCUAUAUAUAUAUUAGAAUUACCGUGCCCUUUCUUUCACUUUUCAAUUCUUCCUCAUACACUACCUCAAAAUAUUCAACCCCUCGCUAAACCUUCACGAGUAGCUAAUUCUCUUGAGUCUUGAUCUCUCCGAUCCUCUCAUGGCUUCUUCGAGCGAACGUUACAACAUCAUCUACCUCGCUAAGCUAGCCGCCCAAGCCGAACGCUAUGAUGAUAUGAUCGAUGCAAUGAAGAAAUUGGUGAAGUUUAACAUUGAUUUAACUGCUGAAGAGCGUAAUCUCCUUUCAACAGCGUACAAGAAAGUUACCGAGCCAAAGAGAGAAUCAUGGAAACUUCUCUCAACAACUGAACAGAAGGAAGAUACAAUAUACAAAAAUGAGACGUACAUGAAGUGUAUUCAAGAUUAUCGUAAUAUAGUCGAGUCGGACCUUGCUAACAUUUGCUACGACGUUAUAACUCUAAUUGAUGAUCAUCUCCUUCCUUUUGCGUCUAGCACUGAAUCCUCCGUCUUCUACUUAAAGAUGAAAGCAGAUCAUUACCGAUAUAUGGCCGAAAUCAAAACUGGUGAUGCAAAAUCAUUAGUGGCGGAAGAGUCUUUAAAAACAUAUAAGGAAGCAAUGGCCGUAGCAAUGGUUCAAUUUUCACCUAUACAUCCAACACGCUUAGGCUUGGCAUUAAAUUUUGCCGUUUUCUACUACGAGGUUUCAAAUUCUUAUCAAAGGGCAUAUCAGUUGGCGAAGGAAGCUUUUGAAGAGGCUAUGUUAGCGUUGGAUGAUUUAGGCGGCAAGGAUUCCUCGAAAGACAGCAAGGUUAUCCUGAAUCUUUUGAGGGAUAACCUUACACUAUGGAAGGCGGAGAAUGAUGAAAGGAACCUUUGAAACAUUCACUUCGUAUUACAGUAGCUUGAGAAAAAUGCAUGAAAGGAACAUGACAAACAUUCAAUUUAUAUUACAAUAGCUUGAGAAUAGUAGAUGAAAGGAACAUUAAAACAUUCAAUUUGUAUUACAAUAUAUAGCUUAGUUUGAGAAAGAAUAUUGAGAAUACUAUCUUAAACA